AUGGCGGAGAUAGAGAAGCAGAACGUGAACCCUGACCUUAGUCAAGUCAACACUAGGCAAGCUGGGGAGGUCGAGGUGUGUGGAGGAACGGUACACGAUGCUGUGUUUGGAGACCUUAACAAUGACGGUCCCAAUUAUCGCAACGUUGGUUGGAUCGGCACUGUGGUGAUUAUGAUGAAAACACAAAUUGGCCUAGGUGUGCUUUCGAUCCCUUCCAUCUUCCAUACGUUGGGCAUGAUUCCGGGCGUAAUCUCCCUCCUUUUCAUACUUUUCAUAACUGGAUGGGCGAAUUGGGCUGUUGGUGUCUUUAAGUUGAACCACCCUUCGGUAUAUUGCAUCGAUGAUGCCGGGGCCUUGAUGUUCGGUAAGAUUGGUCGGGAGGCAUGGGCUGUGGCCUUCUGUAUCUUCUGGACAUUGAUUGCUGGAUCGGGUAUGCUCGCGGUCUCGAUUAGUUUGAACGCUGUCUCAACUCAUGGUGCCUGCACUGCCGUUUUCACGGCGGUCGCACUUGCCAUUGGAUUCAGCUGUGCCAGCAUUCAGACACUAGGUAGAAUAGUCUGGCUGGCUUGGGUGGGCAUCGUUUGUAUACUCAUUUCCAUCUUUACUGUCACUAUCUCCGUUGGUGUUCAAGGCCGGCCUUCGGCUGCCCCAAUCAAUGAUGCUAUUUGGGUCUCCGACUUCCAGAUGUUCAACAAUCCCUCAUUCGCUAACGCUAUCGCCGCGGUGUCUACGCUCUUGUUCGCUAAUGGAGCCACGCCGGCGUAUUUCUCUAUCGUCUCAGAGAUGCGUGAUCCCCAGCACUACACACGAGCAGUCCUUGUAUCCCAGUUUCUCAUGGGCUCUCUCUACGUCACGAUUGGCGUUGUUAUGUACUACUUCUGUGGAUCCUACGUUUCCUCGCCGGCACUUGGAUCUGCAGGGCCUCUUGUGAAGAAGGCUGCCUAUGGCUUUGCACUUCCGGGAUUGAUAGCCACCACAACCAUAAUGAUACAUCUUCCGGCAAAGUUCAUCUUCAUCCGACUCCUCCGAAACACACAUCAUCUCAAUCAAAAUACCUUUAGGCACUGGAUAACUUGGUUUGCCUGCACUGGUGGCAUUUCACUGAUAGGAUACAUUGUGGCCGAAGCUAUCCCUAUCUUUGACGAUUUGCUAUCCUUGAUUGGGGCUUUGCUAGGGCCAGUCAUGGCAUUGCAGCCCACGGGUUGUAUGUGGCUAUAUGAUAAUUGGAGCAAGCGAAAAGCGGAACGUAAGCCGCUCUGGAUGCUGCACGCCAGCUGGGCCAUUUUCGUUGUUGCAUUCGGCUGCUUCCUCACAGUUGCUGGAACCUAUGGAUCUCUCGUAGGCAUAAUCGCCUCGUAUAAAACGAUAGGUGGUACCACUGCGUGGACAUGUGCUGAUAAUUCAAACUCCGUUUAA
Molecule: messenger RNA, 1416 nt
Organism: Penicillium riverlandense
Lineage: Eukaryota; Fungi; Ascomycota; Eurotiomycetes; Eurotiales; Aspergillaceae
Exons: 5
Coding region: 1-1416 (471 amino acids)
Biological process (GO): amino acid transmembrane transport
Cellular component (GO): vacuolar membrane
Molecular function (GO): amino acid transmembrane transporter activity
Source: RefSeq, a predicted model, not a curated record